GAAUAAGCAUCAUUCAGUGUUCAUCAUUUGGAGUGUGAUUACCGCAAGGAACUUAUUAGGAGCUACGGUUGACUUAUAACUGAACUUGAAAGAUGGCUCGUACAAAACAAACUGCCCGCAAGUCUACUGGUGGAAAGGCUCCACGCAAACAGCUGGCCACAAAGGCAGCCCGCAAAAGCGCACCAUCUACCGGCGGUGUGAAGAAACCACAUCGCUACCGUCCAGGAACAGUUGCCCUGCGUGAGAUCCGUCGCUACCAGAAAUCGACCGAGCUUCUGAUUCGGAAGCUUCCCUUCCAACGAUUGGUCCGUGAGAUUGCCCAGGACUUCAAGACCGAUCUGCGCUUCCAGAGUGCCGCCAUUGCCGCACUGCAGGAAGCGAGUGAAGCCUAUCUGGUGGGCUUGUUCGAGGAUACGAAUCUCUGUGCGAUUCACGCCAAACGCGUAACCAUCAUGCCGAAGGAUAUCCAACUGGCUCGUCGCAUUCGCGGUGAAAGAGCGUAAAUGUGAAGAGCGCAUAUA
This is a messenger RNA of Armigeres subalbatus, 521 nucleotides long. RefSeq names its product histone H3.3A-like. Gene Ontology annotation, cellular component: nucleosome; nucleus. NCBI's taxonomy places the organism in Eukaryota, Metazoa, Arthropoda, Insecta, Diptera, Culicidae. The record is from RefSeq and is a predicted model, not a curated record. The coding region runs from base 93 to 503 and encodes 136 amino acids. Gene Ontology annotation, molecular function: structural constituent of chromatin; protein heterodimerization activity; DNA binding. The transcript has a single exon.